Messenger RNA from Sinocyclocheilus rhinocerous, 8320 nucleotides. Its product is annotated as plexin-B1-like. Bases 399 to 6797 code for a protein of 2132 amino acids. Gene Ontology annotation, biological process: regulation of cell shape; positive regulation of axonogenesis; regulation of cell migration. The transcript is spliced from 36 exons. NCBI's taxonomy places the organism in Eukaryota, Metazoa, Chordata, Actinopteri, Cypriniformes, Cyprinidae. Gene Ontology annotation, cellular component: plasma membrane; semaphorin receptor complex. The record is from RefSeq and is a predicted model, not a curated record. Gene Ontology annotation, molecular function: semaphorin receptor activity; protein binding.
CUUUUCACUUUGAAAAGCUGUUGCAGCGCGUUAUGCUGGCUGUGAAAAGGGCCACUAAAUUGCAAAGCACCAAUUUUUAAAUGGACAUCAGUUUUAACUACAAACCAAGCGACCGACCUGUGCAAACAACAAUAAUGGGAAUUUCAUAAUCAAUGUUGUUUUUUUUAUUAUUUUUUUUAUAAUUAUUUUUUGUACCUUACACCGAGUAAAUCACACAGUGGACAUUGUGGUCAGCGUGCGAAUUUGCGUUGUUCAUAAAUCUUCCAAGUUGGAUAAACUUUUUCCAAACACAAAAGCAGAGUAACGUGGAGACAAGGUUUAGCCGAUGGGGACGUGUAUUUGACUGUGUUUUGUGUGUAUGCAUGUCGCCCCUGCAGAUCAAACCCUGAAUAGUUGACAUGCCACCUGGGAUGGUGUGUGUGUUCUCUUCUCUUUUCUCCAUAUUGUGUUGUUGCGUGGUCACCCAGAGCUCUGCUUCUUCCAGCCAUCACCCCACUUUCUUGGCCAAUGAUACAUACUUUGAGCACCUGGCUUUGCAUCCUGACCCUAAAUUGGGUCGGGUCUAUUUAGGCGCCCGUGAUCGGCUUUAUCAGCUUUCUUUCGAUCUUCAGCUUGAGGCAGAGGAAGAGACGGGGCCUGUGAUAGACAGCCGUGACUGCCUGCCCCCAAUUAGUGACACAAACUGCCCACAGGCAAAAUGGACCAAUAACCACAACAAGCUACUACUCGUGGAUCCUUAUAGUCAGGAGCUCAUCAGUUGUGGAAGUGUUUAUCAAGGAAUAUGUCAGAAACGAAGUUUGGAUUCAGUGGGGAAAGUGCUUUUCUCUGCAGAGAGGCCUGUGGAUACGCAGUAUGUGGCGGCUAAUGACCCCAAUGUCUCUACAGUAGGACUUGUGGCGCUCACUAGAGGCCGUGGGAAACAACAGCCAGUGCUGUUUGUGGGGCGGGGUUACACCAACAGCCAACCCCCAAUAUCUACUCGAAACUUAGUUAUGGAGCCUGUUUUCUCAUAUGAAGAAACUUCAAAGUUAGCGGUGGCUGGGAGGCUUUCUGAGUAUGACCAUCAUUUUGUAACAUCAUUUACCCAUCGCUCGUAUGUCUACUUCAUGUUCUAUCGGAGGGACUUACAGUCACCGUCGAGAGAAUAUCGCACAUAUGUUUCCCGUAUGUGUUUGGAUGAUACUGCAUAUUAUUCAUAUGUAGAAGUUCCAUUAAGCUGCCGUUCAGCUGGAGGAAAGAAUUAUAACCUUCUACAAGCUCUACAUGUAGGCCUACCAAAGUUAGAUAAGGUUAUGGGGAAAGAAAGUACAGCUGCUUCGGAACAAGAGGUCCUUUUGGGGGUGUUUUCGAGCCAGUUCGCUUCUUCCAGUCGGCCAAACGAAGAGUCUGCAGUAUGUGUGUUUUCACUUGAGGAAGUGGAUAAACGUAUUGAUGCUACAAGAGAUCUGUGCUACACUGAAAUGGGUCGUGCAGAUGGACAGGAGGUUGCAUACAUCGAGUAUGAAGUCAAAUCAAACUGUGCCAAUCUUCCAACGAACACUUUGGAUGCUUACCCAUGUGGCUCUGAUCACACCCCUAGUCCAAUGGCAAGCCGGGCGCUUGUGGAAGCUGAGCCCAUAUUUGACAGUCCAUCUGUCCGUCUCACUGCUGUGGCUGUGAGUGUAAGGGAGGAACAUACUAUUGCGUUUCUAGGAGACUCCCAAGGAAACUUACACAAGGUAUUUCUUGGGCCAAACGGUGAGGUGGAAGAAUAUGCAGUAAUCUCCAUUCAUCCCAGUGCACCAAUAAGCAGAGAGCUCAGGCUUGACCAUCAAGAGAACCAUCUAUACAUCUUGACAAGUAACAUGCUAGAGAAGAGAUCUGUAGCAGAGUGUGAAAAGCAUUUGGAUUGUCAGUCCUGCCUGUUGGCUCAUGAUCCAUAUUGUGGCUGGUGUGUUCUGGAGGGGAAGUGUGGGCUUCGUAGCGAGUGUGUGCGUGGGGAUCAGAAAGAUCAGUGGCUUUGGAGCUUUGAUAUAGAGCAACAAUGCCUGAGCGUGACGUUUCUCAAUCCAUCCAACAUCAGCCGAGAGGAGAGGAGAAUUAUCUCUUUAUCCAUCCCUGGUCUUCCCAGUCUGGAGCGAGGAGAGCAUUACUCUUGUGUCUUCCAGGACAGGUCAAGUUUAGCUGUUGUCACAGAGAGUGGUGUCACUUGCUCUUCUCCACAUGUAUAUACAUUGCCAUCUGUGUCACCUAGUCAAGAUUUUUUUACAGUCACUCUGUCUCUUCGGUUCCAUGAUGUUGUUGUGACUUCUCGGGAAUUCACCUUUUAUGAUUGCACAGCAGUCAAACAGCUUGCGGGAAGCAUGCCCUGCCAUGGUUGUGUGCAGAGUCGCUGGGGAUGCAACUGGUGUGUAAACCAACAUAUGUGUACCCACAAGGCUGUGUGCGAUAAGGGACUGAUAAUCUAUAAUGAACAUUGGAAAUCUCUGCCCACCCUACCUCCUGCAACCAAAGCCUCUAGAGCUGCAUUCACAACCGCACCAGUCACAACACACAAAGUCCCUGAAACCAUGGCUCAUACUAAACCUUCGACUACUGCCACUGCAAUAACUGAAACUAUAACUACUGUACUGGAAUCAUUAACCUCUUCUGCACCUGUGAAACCAACACCAUCAACUAGGAUUUCUUCUACUUUCAAGCCGUCUGCUACGCCUACAAGUGCCUUUCUCCCCUCUUCCACAGCUGAGACCACAGUACAGCCAGCCUCCACACUCUCUCUGCUAGACGAGAUCCUCUCAGAAAAAGAGCUUCUUGUUACAGAUAUUGAAUCAGUGGCUCUGAGGGAGACAGACACUGAUGUGGUUACUCUUGCAAGUUUGGCAGUGGUUGUAAAAACUGAGUUGCCAUCAGUCAUCGAAGCUGCUGAGGAGCAAAGGAUUUCACUGCCAUCAUCAUCGGCUGAAACCAAAUUGCCACCACUAAUGGAGCCAGUCACACGUGAUAGCUUGCUUACCAGCACCCCUCACAAUUUGGCAGAAACACUGAAUUUGAUAAAUGAAACCCAAACUACAGUUUUACCUUCAAAUCCAGAACCAAACAUGUUUGAUUCUGAAACCAGUGACUUUUUGCCUGUUUCUGAGAGAGUGUCACCUGCCGUGCCUUCAGAGAAUAGGAUAAUCACUGACCGUCAAGAGGCUCAUUUGGCUCCAGAGGAAGCUGAGGUGGAUCAGGCAGAGAAUGACAACACAACAUUUUCUGCAGCUACAGUCUUAUCAGGGGAUGGAGAAUCAGACAGUGAUCCCCCAGUAUACCUCCAUUUGCGAAGUACAGACAUAGAUGCUGAUUACCAGUAUGACUCAGCAGAUUUACCGGCUGAUGAAGGCACUUUUGUCAAUUUGGGGGCAUCUGCCUGCCCAUGUGUGGAGAAGAUUCAAGGAUCCUCUCUGCUUCCUGUCCUAACUCAGAGAAAAAUCUCUCUGCUGGCCCGCAACUUGCAUCUCUAUCAGGAUAAAGAGCUGGCAUACGAGUGUGUAAUGGUGAUCGAGGGGCAAACUGUGGUGGUUGAUGCAGAUGUGACGCUGAAUGAGGCACACCCUUUGCUGUUUGACAUCACCUGUCAUGCUCACCAGUUUUUCUAUGCAGACCCAGUUAGAGAGUAUAAUGCUAUGGUGUAUGUGAAGAGAAAAGACACUUUUCAUAUUGACAGCACUGACCUUUAUGUGACGUUAUAUAACUGUUCAGUUGGGCACUUGGACUGUAGCCGCUGUCAUACUGCAGAUCAGAAGUACAACUGUGUGUGGUGUGGAGCCAGUUGUGUUUACAGAGAGUCCUGUUCCCAACACAUCGAAAUGACCUGUCCUGCUCCUCUCAUUCAUUUGGACCCGAAGCUGAUAGAAGUUUCUCCUCAGAGAGGACCAAAGGCAGGAGGAACAACUCUGACAAUCACAGGCACAAAACUUUUGACCGGUCGUGUUACUGAUAUUAGUGUCCUACUAGGGAAUGUGCCUUGUUCAUUAAUAUCAAGUGUUCAGGAGGAAACUAUCAAGUGUCUGACUGGUGCUAGUAACAGGACAGGAGAACACAGAGUGACUGUGCAGUAUGGAAACACUGAGCGACAUCUCCAUGGCAAUGGCUAUUACUAUACCCCUGACCCCAACAUUACACAUGCCAUACCCUCUAAGAGCUUUGUCGGUGGAGGGCGUGCAAUUAGCGUUUUCGGCCAGAACUUGGAUGUGGUCCAGAAGCCUCAGAUGCGAGUUACAGUGGUCCUCCCAGACUCCAUUUACCCCUUGAAGAGACGUAGACGAAGGAGAAAAAAAAGUGUAACAGAUGUGGAAAUGCAGGAAACAAACUGUACAGAAGACUGUUCUAUCAUACAGUUUGAGGAGGAUUGCGAGGUGAAAACCUCUUCUCUGUUGUUGUGUCGGACUCCUGGUUUAGAUGCUAAGGUAGUUGGUGGCCGUAUGCUGGUUGAGUUUCUGUUGGAUAAUUUGCGCUUUGACUUUAACUCUGUCAGCCAAUCACCUUUCAUCUAUGAACCAAACCCAAUUCUGCACCCACUGAACCAUCGUGAUCCCACAAAACCAUAUCGUUACAAACCUGGAUCAGUUAUAUCAGUGGAGGGUGAGAAUUUAGACUUGGCCAUCUUUAAAGAGGAAGUAGUAGCACUGAUUGGUGAAGGAGUUUGUACUGUUAAAACUUUGACACAUAAUCACCUUUAUUGUGAGCCACCACCCCAGCAGCCCCCUCUUUCCCUUAGGCACGGGCGCAAGCGAGAGGGAGCUGAGGCCUUUCCAGAAUUUAUAGUUCAUAUGGGAAACUUGAACUUUUCACUGGGACAAGUGCAGUAUGAUUCUCCUAGUCACUCUAUCUUUCCACUGGUGGCGCAGAUUGGUGUUGGAGUGGUGGCUUCUCUUGUUGCUCUUAUUGUGCUUAUCAUUGUGUUUAUAUACAGGAGAAAGAGUAAACAGGCUCUGAGAGAUUAUAAGAAGGUUCAGAUCCAGUUGGAGAAUCUAGAGACCAGUGUGAGAGACCGUUGCAAAAAAGAGUUUACAGAUCUGAUGACUGAAAUGAUGGAUAUGACAAGUGAUCUGGUUGGAUCAGGGAUUCCUUUCUUGGAGUACCGCAUGUAUGCUGAACGCAUCUUUUUCCCUGGGCACCGUGAGUCGCCACUUCGCAGAGACCUGGAUGUGCAGGAGUGUCGACGGGCCACGGUGGAGCAAGGACUCAUUCAGUUAUCUAAUCUCCUAAACAGCAAACUCUUCCUCACAAAGUUUAUCCACACUCUUGAGAGCCAGAGGACAUUUUCACCUAGAGACAGAGGAUAUGUGGCCUCUUUGCUCACUGUGGCUCUUCACAGUAAACUAGAGUACUUCACUGACAUACUCAAAACACUGUUGAACGAUCUGGUGGAACAGUAUAUUGCCAAGAACCCAAAACUCAUGCUCCGGAGAACAGAGACGGUAGUUGAAAAGCUCCUGACAAACUGGAUAUCCAUCUGCCUCUAUGCUUUCUUAAGGCAUUCAGCUGGUGAGUCUCUGUACAUGCUCUUCAGAGCAAUUAAACACCAAGUGGAUAAAGGACCUGUGGAUGCAGUGACUGGCAAAGCCAAAUACACCUUAAAUGAUAACCGUUUGCUGAGAGAGGAUCUGGAAUACCGCACUCUGACAUUGAAUGUCUUGAUGCAAGGAAUAGGUGUGAAUGAGGCUCAGCCAGUUGCUGCCAAAGUUUUAGACUGUGACACUAUAACCCAGGUGAAGGAGAAGAUACUAGACCAGGUGUACAAGGGCACCUCAUACUCUCAUAGACCACAUGCUGACUCUGUGGACCUGGAAUGGCGGUCUGGUGUAGCAGGUCACCUAAUCCUCUCAGAUGAAGAUCUAACAUCUGUGGUUCAUGGCAACUGGAAACGCCUGAACACGCUCCAGCAUUAUAAGGUUCCAGAUGGAGCAAAUGUAGCUUUGGUGCUGCGCCAAAGCAAACAUAUUCAUCAUGAUACCCAUGAUUACUUUGCAGGGGAGAAGACGCCCAUGCUAGAGGAUGCAGAUGAGGGAGGAGUGAGACUGUGGCAUCUAGUGAAGGCCAGUGAGGAGCCAGAGUUACCCAAACACAGACGAGGCAGUUUAAAAGAACGAGAAAGAGCCAAGACAAUACCAGAGAUCUAUCUCACGCGGCUACUGUCAAUGAAGGGUACACUGCAGAAGUUUGUGGAUGAUCUGUUCACAGUUAUUCUAAGCACUAGUCAACCGGUUCCUCUGGCAAUCAAAUAUUUCUUUGACUUGCUUGAUGAUCAGGCAGUGCGCCAUGGCAUUUCAGACUCUGAAACUAUUCACAUCUGGAAAACUAACAGUUUGCCUCUGCGGUUCUGGAUCAACAUUGUAAAGAACCCUCAGUUCAUCUUCGAUGUGCAGGUGUCAGAUAAUGUGGACGCGGUUCUGUCAGUUAUUGCUCAAACAUUCAUGGACUCCUGCACUACCACAGAGCAUAAACUUGGAAGGGAUUCACCUAUUAAUAAGUUGCUGUAUGCCAGAGAUAUCCCUCGCUAUAAACAGAUGGUUGAACGAUAUUAUGCAGACAUCAAGCAGACCAUCUCUGCCAGCGAUCAGGAGAUGAACUCUGCUCUUGCGGAGCUCUCCAGGAAUUACUCUGGAGAAUUAAAUUACCUGGUGGCCCUGCAUGAGCUCUAUAAGUACAUCAACAAAUACUACGACCAGAUUAUCACUGCCUUAGAGGAAGACACCACCGCACAGAAGAUGCAGCUUGGCUACCGGCUUCAACAGAUCGCUGCAGCUGUAGAAAAUAAAGUGACAGACUUGUGAUCAUGGACAAAGUAAAGUGAAAGUAAUAAGUGUGAAGACACUGAUGGGUGGCUGUAUGAACACAUGGUACAGGUACUUUAGGUACAGUAUCAAUUGCAACGCUACCAUGUGAAGCAAGUAUACACAAAGAUCGUGUUCCGUUUAGCUGUAUUAAAUUGGACUCUACUAACGAAGAUAAAUUAAGACCCACAGUGUAAUGUGAUGUGUUGGUUUAGAAGGGUGGAGCCUUUAACUUGAAUAUGGUCUUGGAUUUUUUUUUUUUUUUUAAUAUAUAUAUGGAAUAUGGUUAUUCCCAUUUCAGUCCUUUUCAUUUUAAAAAGCCUGGAUGCCUUGUUGAGUUCAUGAAUACAUUAUACUCCCAGUGGAGGGAUUUUUUUCUGCAGGAUUAACAUGAAAACCACAUAUACAUGCUCAAACUCUUGCUUGGUCAUGCCCUUACAACAGAACACCAUUAGAUGUUCUGUACUCUGUCUACCUCCUCGCUUUGUAUCUACCAAUGUGUUUAUGUCAAAAUUUCUUGUGGCUGUAGUAAUUUUGUAACAUUUGGUUGUAACAUUUGAAUGUGAUUCAGCAUUUGCAAAGUUGGUAAAACUGUCAAAGCAAAAACAUACCACGACUGACUGAAGUAAAAUGUUAUAGAACAUUUUCAGCUCAUUAGGAUAUUGUAAAUUGUCAUAAUGUUCAGUAAGUGUCACUGGAAAGUACAGUAUGAAAGAGUCUAUGUUUUGUUAACUUUUUAAAAUGUAUAAAUCUUGACUAGUAAGACCAAGUCUAGCAGACUUGUUACAUAAAGUGUCAUUGUUUCAACUAGUCAGGUCAAAUAAUGUUUAGCCAAUGUUUUUUUUAAUUUUUUUAUUAAUUUUAAUCUUCUUUAAGCCUUUUUUUAUUUCAGGUGCCAACAUAGGAUUGAAUGAAUUAAUCAUCUCUUACCACAUCCUCUAACAUUUCAUCAGUAUGGAAUUUUAAAGACUGACACUUUUAUGUAGGUAAAUUUAAAGGAUAGAAAUCUCUAGCCUUCAUGUGAGAAAAUAUGAUCUGUAUUGUAUGUAAAGUUGUGCUCAAAUAUAUUAGUGCUGGUCCACUGUAUAGGUAAAUAGACCACUCACUUGCAAUUAAUUUCUUUUGAUCAAACACUGAAUUAUCACAAAAAUGUGAGAUAAAUAGAAAUUGUCAGAGAAAAGAUGUGACCGUGUCAUAUUUACUAAUAUUUUAGUGUAGUACAAUGUAAAUAAUGACUGAAUUGUUACGUAGCUUCUUAGCAAAUUCAAAAAGAGUAAAUUAUUAUAAGACUUAUAAACUGUUCUUUAAAAGAGGUUUAACAAUCAGCUUACAAGUUUAAUGUUAAGCUGUUCUAUAGGUUUUUGGUUCUGAAUGUAUGUGAAUUAUGGGAAUACAAAUGAACGAUUACUUGAUACAGUGUCUUUUCCAUAACAUCACAUGAAAACUAAAGUGAUUGUGUUGGGCGUUCAAGGUGAACUUGAUGGCAUCAGUUUAAUAAUUAGGAUAAAUAAAGUUUAAAUUUG